CCCCGCCCCAAGAAAAACCACAAUCCCCUUCGCCUUUGAGACCUCCAAGGCCCCAGACCGAACAAUCCACCUAAUCUUCCUCUCUCUCUCUCUCUCUCUCUCUCUCUCUCUUUCUAAAGCCUUCUUUAUUUUCUUGCUUUGUCUUUUCUUCAUUUCACCCAGAAAGCUCUGUUCUUGAUCUUUACUUGUUUCUCGUUGUGUGUUGAGAUAUGGCUACAAAGAAGAGCGUCAGCAGUCUAAAUGACGCAGAUUUGAAGGGGAAGAGGGUGUUUGUGAGAGUGGAUCUCAACGUCCCUUUGGAUGAUAACUUCAAUAUCACUGAUGAUACCAGGAUCCGAGCUGCCGUUCCCACCAUCAAGUACUUGAUGGAUCAUGGCUCCAAAGUUAUUCUUUGCACCCAUUUGGGACGUCCAAAGGGUGUUACGCCCAAGUACAGCUUGAAGCCACUUGUACCUAGGCUAUCUGAACUUCUUGGAGUCCAGGUUAAAAUGGCUAAUGACUGUAUUGGUGAGGAAGUUGAGAAACUGGUGGCUGAGCUCUCAGACGGAGGUGUCUUGCUUCUUGAGAAUGUAAGGUUCCACAAGGAGGAGGAAAAGAAUGAUCCUGAAUUCUCCAAGAAACUAGCUGCUCUUGCAGAUGUCUACGUUAAUGAUGCAUUUGGCACUGCUCAUAGAGCCCAUGCAUCAACAGAGGGUGUGGCUAAAUACUUGAAACCUUCUGUUGCCGGUUUUCUUAUGCAGAAGGAACUUGACUAUCUUGUUGGAGCUGUGGCAAAUCCUAAGAAGCCUUUUGCUGCAAUUGUUGGUGGCUCAAAGGUAUCAACCAAGAUUGGAGUGAUAGAAUCCCUCCUGGGGAAGGUUGAUAUCCUCAUAUUGGGUGGAGGAAUGAUGUUUACUUUCUACAAGGCACAAGGGUACUCAGUUGGGUCAUCCCUUGUGGAGGAGGACAAACUUGAUCUUGCAACUUCACUUGUUGAAAAAGCCAAGGCUAAGGGGGUAUCUUUACUGCUGCCUACUGAUGUGGUCAUUGCUGACAAGUUUGCAGCUGAUGCCAACAGCAAGGUGUGUUGAGAUAUGGCUACAAAGAAGAGCGUUAGCAGUCUAAAUGACGCAGAUUUGAAGGGGAAGGGGGUGUUUGUGAGAGUGGAUCUCAACGUCCCUUUGGAUGAUAACUUCAAUAUCACUGAUGAUACCAGGAUCCGAGCUGCCG
Hevea brasiliensis (rubber tree) is the source of this 1209-nucleotide messenger RNA. RefSeq names its product phosphoglycerate kinase, cytosolic-like. The record is from RefSeq and is a predicted model, not a curated record. Gene Ontology annotation, cellular component: cytosol. The transcript has 6 exons. NCBI's taxonomy places the organism in Eukaryota, Viridiplantae, Streptophyta, Magnoliopsida, Malpighiales, Euphorbiaceae. The coding region runs from base 210 to 1070 and encodes 286 amino acids. Gene Ontology annotation, biological process: gluconeogenesis; glycolytic process. Gene Ontology annotation, molecular function: ATP binding; phosphoglycerate kinase activity; ADP binding.